AUGACGGACCGUAAGAGAGUUUGUGGUCCUCUGGUCUCAGUACCUCCAGCAUUUGAAGUGCCUGAACAGCCUGCGUUUACGAGGGAUCGCAAUGCGGAUAAUUGCAGAAAAAUAUACUUGAAGCUUGGAUGGGCCACCAAGGCUAUGGGAAGCGCUUAUUAUGAAUCUGGUAAAAUCAAGAUUGGAUGCAAUGUUUAUGGCCCUAGACCAAACAAGACGUUUUCUUUCCAAAAUGUAGCAAAGUUGAAUUGCGAAGUGAAGUACAGCCCCUUUUCAUUGCCAGAGAGGAAGGGACACGUACAGAGUGCUGAAGAAAAGGAUUAUGGUUUCUUACUCGAGACAGCUCUUUCCCCUAGUAUCCUACUACACUUAUAUCCCAAAAGUUCUAUCGAUGUUUAUGUACAAAUUCUUGAGAGCGAUGGAACUAUGGCAACAUUGGCAGCUGCUAUUACUUGUGCUUCUGCAGCAAUCGCUGAUGCAAACAUAGAAUGCAUAGAUCUGGUUACAGGUGUGAGCUUAUUAUAUAAAAUUCAAGGACCAGAGUAUUGGGUGGAUCCAGACUUUAUGGAUGAGUGUGGUCGACCACGUCCAUAUGGUUCUCUAGUAGUUGGCCACAUGGCUGCUCUUGGGCAUAUUACUCAGGUCUGGGAGAAAGGGAAUUGCACUUCGGAACGGCUCAAAAGUUUGCUAGAGAAAUGUACAGAGACGGCAAAGGGAAUUCGUUUGGUCAUUAACCAUACUCUUAGUCAAGAAAAAUUGGGAUCUUUGGUUAACGAUACACCUUGA
Messenger RNA from Schizosaccharomyces osmophilus, 786 nucleotides. RefSeq names its product exosome subunit Mtr3 (gene mtr3). Gene Ontology annotation, cellular component: nucleolus; nuclear exosome (RNase complex); cytoplasmic exosome (RNase complex). The coding region runs from base 1 to 786 and encodes 261 amino acids. The transcript has 2 exons. The record is from RefSeq and is a predicted model, not a curated record. Lineage: Eukaryota; Fungi; Ascomycota; Schizosaccharomycetes; Schizosaccharomycetales; Schizosaccharomycetaceae. Gene Ontology annotation, biological process: nuclear mRNA surveillance; rRNA catabolic process; poly(A)-dependent snoRNA 3'-end processing.